This is a messenger RNA of Scaptodrosophila lebanonensis, 618 nucleotides long. It is a transcript of the gene E(spl)m7-HLH, whose product is annotated as enhancer of split m7 protein. Gene Ontology annotation, cellular component: nucleus. Gene Ontology annotation, biological process: anterior/posterior pattern specification; regulation of transcription by RNA polymerase II; regulation of neurogenesis. The transcript has a single exon. NCBI's taxonomy places the organism in Eukaryota, Metazoa, Arthropoda, Insecta, Diptera, Drosophilidae. The record is from RefSeq and is a predicted model, not a curated record. Bases 1 to 618 code for a protein of 205 amino acids. Gene Ontology annotation, molecular function: DNA-binding transcription factor activity, RNA polymerase II-specific; RNA polymerase II cis-regulatory region sequence-specific DNA binding; protein dimerization activity.
AUGGCCACAAAAUACGAAUUGUCCAAAACCUAUCAGUAUCGCAAAGUGAUGAAGCCGCUGUUGGAGCGCAAGAGACGCGCUCGAAUCAACAAAUGUCUGGACGAGCUUAAGGAUCUCAUGGCCGAGUGCGUGGCUCAGAAUGGCGAGCCGAGUGCCAAGUUCGAAAAGGCCGACAUCUUGGAGGUCACAGUCCAGCAUUUGCGCAAGCUAAAGCAAGCCAAGGCAGUCUCCAGCAGUCACAACAAUAACAACAACAACAACAGUGAGCAGAGUUUCCGUGCUGGCUACAUUCGCGCCGCCAAUGAAGUCUCCCGCGCCUUAGCCGCCUUACCUAAAGUGGAUGUGGCUUUUGGCACCACCCUGAUGACACACCUGGGCAUGCGUCUCAAUCAGCUGGAGAGCGCUGUGGAACAGCCAACGGCAGUAAAUGCGCCACUUAGCAUCAAUUGCGGCUCGGGCUAUGCCCAGACCAGCUCCGUCGCCUACAGCCCCGUGUCCAGCGGCUACGCCAGCGACAGCGACUGCAGCUCCUCCUCCAUGAGCUCCACACCCAGGGCUCAGCCAUUGCUACAAGUUAGCAGCAGCAGCAGCGACUCCAGCGUCUGGCGUCCCUGGUAG